AAAAUAACGGUCCAGGAACAUAUGUCUAACUUAAAAGAAUUACGUAGUAAUUAUACUCGUGCACGUGGGCCUGUGACACAGAGCAAUAAAGAAAUCUAGUUGCCCUGCAGUCUGAUCAAAUUUCUGUAAAAAGUCAUUUCCAAACACACCAUGGUUAAGGGCAGAAUGAAACAUACGCGUAUGUCCGAAUAUGACGAACGUGCAGAAAUGAUUAAAAUGGCUGAAUAUAUAUACAAGCGUCCGGACAACACAAAAGCCGAAGAAUAUACUCUACCAAUCGACAUACUAAAUUAUGAAGUUGACCCAAAAACGAGUACUCAACAUUUUAAUUAUAAACAAUGGUAUGCCCACAAAAUCGAAAGCAUUUACCCUGGCAAUAUUGACAAAUUAGCACAGAAUAAAGUUAAGCUACGGAUGCAACCGCAAUAUGUCCGAAAUUUGUUUACUGACACGCAAAGCGAAAAUGUUUACGAACGGCAAUACUCUAGCCAACCCACCUUUAUACAAAAACAUAGAAACACAUCCAUUAAAGGCUUCAGAAAGAAUAAAAAAUUUAGAAAACCUAUCUUGGUUACGAACAAAUUUCAUCCCUAUUCGGAGACUGUGGCUAAAAAUAGGAAGAGUAAAAUUGAUAGCAACCUGAGAUCUGGGGAGAUUGCAGCCGAAAUUGCAAAACUGAGACAAAAUUAUUUAGGCAAUGCAUCAAAUAUACUUCGCGAAUCUCAAAAUAUCAGCCCUGCUAAUGAUACAGACGCAUACAAGUCCUUGCUAAUAGCAAGUAUAUUUGGUUUUUUGCCACGCUUCGAUUAUAACCUCAGAAAGCUUGAAGAAAGUGAACAUGAAUUUAAUCCAUAUUCAAUGACUUAUAAAUUUAGCUUAGUAUUUUGCGGAAUAUGUUUUAUUUUUUGCCUUCUCAUAUGUUUGGGAAUAUGGUUUAUUAUGUGCAAAUUAUGCAGCAGAGCCAAACGUACGUUAAAAACAGAUAAGAAGAUAAUCAUCAUUUCGUUACUGCCUAUUGUUCCCACUCUGAUACCACUGUUAGGCGUGUAUUUGACAGACUCAGCCUUUACCGACAUGAAGCCACUACCGAGUCUAUACGAAGAAAAUCGCACCGAAGCACUAAUUGCAUAUACAAGGGGUUAUAAGAAUACAAUGAAUUUACAAACUCUUCACUUCCAUAGAUGUUACACUUGUGCCGCCAAGCAUUACGAUAUCACGGGUACAAGAAGCUUAUAUUGGGUUUCUUUACAAAUUGACAUGGUCAGAAACGUAACCAGAGAAAUGAACGAUUUAGUCAUGUUGCAAUUGCAAACCAUACACAACAUCAGCUUAGUCAUGAAGAGAACAUUGAACGUAUGGCCGAUCGUAUACCCAAUUAAAAUGUUUGUCUGGAUUAUUCACGUACCCUUACCUUUCGUCUUGUUGUUACUAACAUACUUAAGAAUACAGGUAUAUAGGUUCCAUAUAAUAGCAUUGCUGCUGUUUGUGUCAAGUUGGCUAAUGGCAGCUUUUACAGCGCCGGCCUUGAUCGCCAUAAACGACUUCUGUUUAGAACCAAUCACCUACACUGUCAAAUACUCGAGACUGUAUAACUUAAAAGAUGUCGCGCACUAUUUUUUAACCUGUGAUAUGGGAAAACUUGAAACACCACAAAUUAGUUCUAUUUGGAAAAUGAAAUAUGUGUUUUCAGAAAUCCACUAUCUUUUAGAUAUGUGGAAUAGAAGUUAUAGAACAAGAUAUCCUUCAAAAAGAUACGAUUGCCAACCAAACGAGGUAGGCAUACAAAAGGACUUGGCACUGUUAAAAAUGUUAGUCUAUGCCUUAGAUAAGUGUGACAAAUGGAUGCCUAUUUACACAAAAUUUGUAAUAGAGUUUUGUGCUGGUUCAAUAUUGGGCUUAAGUGUUGAACUGCUCGGCGCUGUGUUGUGCGGAACAGUGUUUACAGUUGUGGCUAUCACACUGCGUCGUCAAAAAAUGAUAAAGCAUGACGGAAAGCUCAUCCAUGAGCUUAAACGUGAAAAGCCGAAAGACUCACCUCGUUACGGGUGGUAUAAGCUUAUGCAAUCUAAGUACAAGCGUCGAAAAAAUUAACCAGGCCUAUCGUCAGUUCACUCGGUUCCAUUUGGUUUGAUUAAAUUGUUUCCAACAUUGUUACUACGGCUGGGAAAAAUAGAAUUUCCGAACGCAAAUAAUGUAUUCCUUCCUGACGCUGUCUGAACGCUGAACGUGAAAUAUUAAGAAAUAAACAUAUAAGAUCCUCCGGAAUUGAUGAGAGAUGCAAGAAAUAUGAAAGCAAGACUGUUUGGCUUUGAAGUUACAAAAUUUUUACAACAAGUUUUAAUAGUUAUUUGUUAUGCAAGGCUGGAAAGUUGUUCUUUGACGCGAGUGUUUGUAUUGAAACCUGCGAAGGAAGCUAAGGGUCGUA
Molecule: messenger RNA, 2425 nt
Organism: Hyposmocoma kahamanoa
Lineage: Eukaryota; Metazoa; Arthropoda; Insecta; Lepidoptera; Cosmopterigidae
Exons: 11
Coding region: 151-2091 (646 amino acids)
Cellular component (GO): plasma membrane
Molecular function (GO): volume-sensitive chloride channel activity; intracellularly calcium-gated chloride channel activity
Source: RefSeq, a predicted model, not a curated record